AUGGCUCAGGUUCACCCGUCUAAUCUAUGGGGUGAAAGUUUACCUGCCAAGCUGAUCAAUGGAGGGAUAGCUGGGCUGAUUGGAGUCACCUGUGUAUUUCCCAUUGACUUGGCGAAAACUCGCCUGCAGAACCAGCAAAAUGGCCAGCGGAUGUACGCCAGCAUGUCUGACUGCCUCAUUAAGACAAUCCGCUCAGAAGGUUACUUCGGUAUGUACAGAGGGGCUGCGGUGAACCUGACUCUAGUGACACCAGAAAAGGCCAUCAAGCUAGCGGCCAAUGACUUCUUCCGGUAUCAUCUCUCCAAAGAUGGGAAGAAGCUGACGCUGCUGAAGGAGAUGCUGGCUGGCUGUGGGGCGGGCACCUGCCAGGUGAUUGUCACCACUCCCAUGGAGAUGCUCAAAAUCCAGCUGCAGGAUGCAGGCCGAAUUGAGGCCCAGAAGAAGCUAAUGGCAGCACAAGCCCAGCUCUCCUCUACCACUAGUGCUGGGGCAGCGGAGUCGGUAGUGGAGACACGGACCACGGCGACGCAAAUCACCAGGGAACUACUUCGGAGCAAAGGCAUCGCAGGGCUUUACAAGGGCCUUGGGGCCACGCUGCUAAGAGACGUCCCAUUUUCCAUCGUUUACUUCCCGUUGUUUGCGAACCUGAACAAGCUGGGCCAGAAGAGCCCUGACGUCAAGGCUCCAUUCUACGUGUCCUUCCUGUCCGGGUGCCUGGCGGGCAGCACGGCAGCAGUGGCUGUGAAUCCGUGUGAUGUAAUCAAGACAAGGCUGCAGUCCUUGAAAAGGGGAGUGAAUGAGGACACAUACUCAGGAAUCCUAGACUGCACCAGGAAAAUCUGGCAGAAGGAAGGGCCCCUGGCCUUCCUGAAGGGGGCGUACUGCAGAGCCUUGGUCAUUGCCCCACUCUUCGGCAUCGCACAAGUCAUCUAUUUCAUAGGCAUCGCGGAAUUCUUCCUAGACAUGCUUCCGAAGCGCCGGGAUUAA
Messenger RNA from Emys orbicularis (European pond turtle), 987 nucleotides. It is a transcript of the gene SLC25A22, whose product is annotated as solute carrier family 25 member 22. Gene Ontology annotation, molecular function: L-glutamate transmembrane transporter activity; L-aspartate transmembrane transporter activity. NCBI's taxonomy places the organism in Eukaryota, Metazoa, Chordata, Testudines, Emydidae. Gene Ontology annotation, biological process: malate-aspartate shuttle; aspartate transmembrane transport; L-glutamate transmembrane transport. Bases 1 to 987 code for a protein of 328 amino acids. The record is from RefSeq and is a predicted model, not a curated record. The transcript is spliced from 9 exons.